AGUGAGACACGCUUCCCGCGGUGCUUCGGCUAUUUGAUUUGGAUAAAAAAUAACGUGCAAACUAUUUCAAUGAAUAUUAAAAGUCCAGAAACUGUCAACAGCUGUAAUCACAAUGUGCUUUAUGUUUACAGCCCGGAAUUAAUCGAAACCUGUGAUUCACUAGCUAAAGUUCCCAAAAGGGCAAGUAUGGUGCACUCCUUGAUUGAAGCCUACGGCUUACUAAAACACAUGAGGGUAGUGAAGCCCCGCGCUGCCACCAUGGAGGACAUGGCCACCUUCCACACCGACUCCUACCUGGAGCACCUGCACAAGGUCAGCGAGGAAGGCGACGACGACGACCCCGAGUCUGUGGAGUAUGGGCUGGGUUACGACUGCCCGGCAACGGAAGGGAUUUUCGAUUACGCCGCUGCAGUAGGCGGAGCCACGCUGACGGCCGCCCAGUGCCUGAUAGACGGGACGUGUAAGGUCGCGAUCAACUGGGCGGGAGGCUGGCACCAUGCAAAAAAAGAUGAAGCCUCUGGGUUCUGCUACAUCAACGACGCCGUCCUGGGUAUUUUAAGGCUGCGAGAGAAGUAUGAGCGGGUGCUGUACGUGGACGUGGACCUGCACCAUGGUGACGGAGUGGAAGAUGCUUUUAGUUUUACCUCCAAAGUCAUGACGGUCUCCUUUCACAAGUUUUCGCCUGGUUUUUUUCCCGGGACUGGAGAUGUGUCGGACACGGGGCUUGGCAAGGGCAGGUGGUACGCGGUCAAUGUCCCACUGCAAGAUGGCAUUCAAGACGACAAAUACUGCCAGGUCUUCACCAGUGUCCUGCAGGAGGUGCACUCCAUGUUCAACCCAGAGGCGGUGGUGCUGCAGCUAGGGGCAGACACCAUGGCCGGGGACCCCAUGUGCUCCUUCAACAUGACGCCCGUCGGCGUGGCGCGGUGCCUGCGCUACGUGCUGCAGUGGGAGCUGCCCACCCUCUUACUAGGAGGAGGAGGCUAUAACCUUGCCAACACUGCCCGGUGCUGGGCCUAUCUGACUGGCACGGUGCUGGGCCAGACACUGUCCUCGGAGAUUCCGGACCAUGAGUAUUUCACAGAGUACGGCCCUGACUACGUGUUGGAGAUCAGCCCUAGCUGUCGACCCGACCGGAAUGAGCCCCAGCAGCUCGAGCACGUAAUCAACACAGUGAAAGGGAAUCUGAAGAAUGUAGUUUAAAAGCUGUCUAAAGCUCAGAUUUCCAAAGCAGGGAGGCCGAGCUAAUGAAGACAGUAUGUGGAAGUGACCGCCGGAGGGGAGAUUUGGAAAACAUUACUUGAAUGUUUCCAGGGAACUUUUAAUGGGAAAACCAGCUAACUGAUGUUGCCUGUUUUACUUUUUUCUUUUUUUUUAUACGGACGAUUUAAUACAAUGUUUUAAGAUACAGAUGAAAUGCAGACAGGGUAAUGGGUUACUCUGUGGCUCAUACACAAGAUCCAGUAACAUUUGCUCUGUAGAGGAAACUCGGUUUUGUGGCUGAAAAGGAUGAAUUUUUAGAUCUGAAAGGGAUUUUAAUACGUCUUUGUUCUGAUCUGUGUUUGUUUCCUUUGUAAUGUGACGGCACAUGCACGGUGCAAAUGUUAUACAAAGGACAGCAAUAUUCAAAGUUCAUGUGACUGCUUUUAAACCCUUAAACCUUAAAGUGAAUGAGAGUAAAGCAGUUGUAAAAGGCUUCAUCAGUACAUCUCUUUGCUCUUUCACAUGUGGUGAAGUAUUUUUACUUAAAGACUUGUAAGAAAGUAUCACUCUUUUGACAGUCUGUCCUGAUUGAAACUUAAAGCCUUUUGCUAUAGGAUUGUAAACUCCUUUCUGUCCAUAGUUUUUUUUUUCAACAUCCAAAUAAAAUGCCAAAUGAGAAUGGUAAAAGUGUUCAGAAGGAGAUCAACACUGUUUCAUGCUUGUGUUCUGUAUUUUGUUUCUUUCAGUCAGAGUAAAAUCUCUGCUGGUCUCAAAACAGCUCCCCAGUACAUUCUGGGACUUGUUAAAGUUGAAAAGCCAAAGUUCAAGUGCUUUUCAAGAGCAGUCUGUCUGGGAUAGUCUCCUGUUGUGAUCAGCUGUGGGAAUCAGCCAGCUUUUCUCUGACUGCUGGUACAGGUAUCACAAUCCAUUGAAAUAGCUCUCUUCCAAUCAGUGGUACAACAGAACACCUUUUUUGAAAACCCUGAAUGUCACUGUGAUUGGAUCCAUGGCUGUUUCACAAGCGAGAAUUUAUUACAACCAUGUUUUGCAAAGCUGCUGUUCAAAGUCAUUUCCCUGACCUAUCUGGCCUGCAGAAGCCUUCCUUUAAUCAAAAUGCAGUUUUAUUAAAACGUUUAAUUCAUAUGGGGAGGCGUGCAAGUGUUUGUCUAUUUCCAAACUGUUUAAAAUGUUAUAGUUUAAAACUGUUAUACUGUAGUUCCUCUUUUAUGUCAAGAUGUGAAAUAUGUUUUUGAUUUGUUCCUGCAAAUUUGAAAACUGCAUGUUGUCUUUCAGUGUAAAUAGAUUUCUUAUAAAAA
Molecule: messenger RNA, 2519 nt
Organism: Lepisosteus oculatus (spotted gar)
Lineage: Eukaryota; Metazoa; Chordata; Actinopteri; Semionotiformes; Lepisosteidae
Gene: hdac8
Product: histone deacetylase 8
Biological process (GO): negative regulation of transcription by RNA polymerase II
Cellular component (GO): nucleus
Molecular function (GO): histone deacetylase activity
Source: RefSeq, a predicted model, not a curated record